Messenger RNA from Glycine soja, 1539 nucleotides. Its product is annotated as metal tolerance protein B-like. Gene Ontology annotation, biological process: zinc ion transmembrane transport. Gene Ontology annotation, molecular function: zinc ion transmembrane transporter activity. Bases 279 to 1445 code for a protein of 388 amino acids. Gene Ontology annotation, cellular component: vacuole; plasma membrane. Lineage: Eukaryota; Viridiplantae; Streptophyta; Magnoliopsida; Fabales; Fabaceae. The record is from RefSeq and is a predicted model, not a curated record. The transcript is spliced from 2 exons.
UAUUUAUUUUAUUAUUCCUCCUCUCUUGGUUCUCUGCAAAUUGUUUUGCUUACCCUUCGUUAUUCCAAUACUGAAGCAUUUUUGUUUUUCUUCUUCUUGUAUGCCAAUUUGUGACCUUCCCCUAUCUCCCUUAGCUUCUAUGUCUGAUGAUAGUACUUUGUCUUCUAAGGCAAUAGAAGCUUCAGAAUACUCAUUCAUCUUAUGAUGUAAUAGGCGUGUGUCUAGCUUUGCCUCUUUCUGUGAUUUUCCCAACAACCCUUUCUAUAUUGCUGAAUCAAAUGGAACACGAGAAAGCCCCUAUCUUGGUUGAAGAAAGGACGAUGCAGGAAAUUGAGAUUCCCAUUGCCUCUGAAAGACUUGAUGUUCUUCCUAUGAAGGCAGACUCAUCUUGCAGUUCUGUUUGUCCUUUUUCCGGACAAGAAAACAGUGUUGUGGCAUCAAAGGAGUCUUCAAAGUCAGCAAAGAAACUCUCUGGACUCAUUGUUUUCUAUGCUAUUGUUAUGGUUGUGGAACUUAUUGGUGGAAUAAAAGCUCACAGCCUAGCAGUCAUUAGUGAUGCAGCACACUUGCUUUCUGAUAUUGCUGGAUUCUCUAUCUCUCUUUUUGCAGUGUGGGCUUCAGGUUGGGAGGCAACACCGCACCAAUCUUUUGGAUACAAUCGUCUUGAGGUUUUGGGGGCUCUUGCGUCUGUGCAGUUAAUUUGGUUGAUAUCUGGUUUUUUGAUAUACGAAGCAAUUGGUAGAAUUCUCGUCCGAAAUGCCAGUGUGAAAGGAAAGCUCAUGCUUGCAAUUGCAGCACUUGGGUUUGUUCUUAACUUCAUCAUGGUUGCAUGGAUUGGUCAUGAUCAUAGUCAUCACCACCAUCAUCAUCAUCAUGGUUGUGAAAGCUCGGGUCAUGAUCAUAAUCAUCAUCAAUGCCAGACAGAUCAUGAUCAUGGGAAGGAGGAACAAUCUAUUAUAACUGAUGAGGAGAAUGUUACCCUGGUUUCAAGUAUUCAGACAAACACUAAUGUCUUGAACAUAAAUCUGCAGGGGGCAUAUUUGCAUGUCAUGGCUGAUAUGAUUCAAUCUAUUGGAGUGAUGAUUGCUGGAGCCAUAAUAUGGGCAAAACCUGAGUGGUUUAUGGUUGACCUUGUGUGUACUCUUCUAUUUUCUGUUUUGUCUUUAAGUACUACUCUUCCCAUGCUUAGGAAUAUUUAUGGCAUUCUGAUGGAAAGGACACCAAGUGAGAUCGAUAUUAGUAAGCUGGAAAAUGGCCUCCUAAAUAUCAAGGGAGUGCAGGAUGUUCAUGACUUGCACGUUUGGGCUAUAACUGUUGGAAAAUGUGUACUGUCUUGCCACGUAGUGGCUGAGCCUGGCAUAAGUUCCAUUGAUUUACUUGGCACGAUUAAACAUUACUGUGAAAAAAAGAAUCAAAUACAACAUGUAACCAUACAAAUUGAGUAGAUACAUUGUUUUCCCUUUCCUUUAUUCCCUCCUUAUGAAUUAUUGGCAGAUGCAUCGUCAUAUAGAUUCAAAAAAUGAAUUUUAUUCUUUUAUA